UCGCCUUCAUUCCCGCACACCCUCGCUCCCGGUCAGGUCGCCCCGGUGUCGCUCCGCCAGUCGUGGCCCCGAGGACAGCGCACCUUCCCGCGGGGAGGGACUCUCGGACUUUUCCCCCCUCGGAUUUACCGGACCCGCAGUGAGCGAAGGAUUUGCGUCGCGGCUCCGCCCGGCGUGCGGUGCUGAGUGACUGCACACAUCUUCGGAGUUUUAUUAUCGGUGCGAGAGGAGCGGCGUUACCCCGGCUCAGGACAAAGGAGCACGAAGAGGGUAAAUCCAGGAAAAAAAAAAAAAGGAUCCGAGUGGAAUAAGAACAGAGUGAGGAUGGAUAGAUGUCUCCUUGCUCUCGCUGUUGGGGUCCUAAUGCUCGGUGGGUGCUCGGCCCGCGUGGUGACGGUGUCUCCUGGGCCUCUAAUCCGAGUGGAGGGUCAGCCGGUGUCCAUCAAAUGUAACGUCAGGGAAUACUCAGGACCUCGCGAGCAGGAUUUCGAGUGGAUGAUGUCCCGGGAGUCGAGCGGGCAGAAGAUAAAGAUCAUCUCCACCUUCGACGCGCUGUACUCCCACCCGUCGCUCAGCAAGCGCGUGGCGUCCGGCGACAUCUCGGUGGUGCGGCUGCAGGACAACGAGGCGGAGCUGAAGAUCGCCGAGGCCAAGCCGGUGGACGCCGGCUUCUACUGGUGCCAGACGCCGAGCACCGACGUCGUCAUCAGCGGCAACUACGAGGCUCAGGUCCAGCUCAUCGUCAUCCCCAACACCCUGAAGGUGUCCCCCCAGACGCCGCCCCCGGUGGUGCCGGAGGGAACCGACGUCACCCUGUCCUGCAACGUCACCCGGGAGCUGACGCACCCCACCUACCUGUCCGUCACCUGGUCGGUGAAGAGGGGCGCCGCCUCGGAGGAGAUCCUGACCUUCGGCCCCCAGGGGGGCGUCGCCACGGGGGCCAAGUUCUCCCGCCGCUACGCCGACGGGGGCGUCCGGCUGGUCCCCGGCGCCAACGGCGUGUUCGAGCUGGUGAUCACCCGGGCGACGACGUCCGACGAGGGCAUUUACGAGUGCAACGGCACGGAGUGGACGCACGAGAACGGGAAGUGGAUCAAGAUCGUGGAGAGCGCCAAGGAGAUGGGGACGGUCGCCGUGACGCCGACAGGUCAUUCCCUCACCGUGAAGGCCUCCUCCUCCUCCUCCUCCUCCUCUUCCUCGCCCCUGCUCCUCUCCCCCGGCGACACGCUGACCCUGCUCUGCUCCGUCGCCGCCGACAACCUGCCCACCCUCACCCUGGAGGUGACCUGGCUGGCCGACGGCCGCGAGCUGGUCACCAUGGAGCGCAGCGGGGUGGUGAUCUCUAACACGUCCGCCGCCGCCGCCGGCGCCGGCGGGCUCGCCAGGCGGUCGGACGUCGGCCUGGACCGCACGGGAGCCGGGGAGUACAGGCUGGCCGUGAGGGGCGUGAGCGGCGAGGACGGAGGGGCGUACGCGUGCCGCGUCCGGGCCUUCGUGGAGAAAGGAGGACGCAGCUCGGGAGGAGGGGGGAGGUGGCACAUGGCGGCGGAGAAGACGUCCGGCGCCGUGACCGUGAAGGUCUCCGAGAUCAAACCGAGCUUCUCGUUGAGCCUCGAGGCCAGCGUCAGCCCCCGGAUGACCUUUGAACCGACUGAGCUGUCGUGCCACGUGACCAACAUCACUCAGAUGUCUCCCGGGGGACGACUGGGCGUCGACUGGGAGCACACCCCACUUCCUGGCACAGCGGACGACGCUCAAACGCCGCAUCCCAUUGCUUCCCUGGACGGCAGCGGGAACCUGCUGUCCGACUCCAGGUACGCCGACAGGCUGCGGAGCGGCGCGCUGUCCCUCAGCAGGGUUCACCCCAACACCUUCAAGCUGCGGUUCCUCCGCACGCAGGACGUCGACAUGGGCCGGUACGCCUGCACGGUGUCCGCCUGGAGCGUGAGCAGCCGGGGAGCCAUGGUGAAGACCGCCGAGGCCAAAAGCUCGCCGCUGGUGGUACGAUGGGACGCCAAACACCCGUCCCUGAACGUGGCGGCCAAGCGGAUCCGCGAGGCGUCGGUGGGCGGGGCCACCUUCGAGAUGAGCUGCACGGUGAGCACCGACAACCUGGGCGAGGCGGGGUACUCCGUGCUCAUCCAAUCACAGGAGAGCCUGGGGGCCACCGUGAGGACCAUCAUGACCCUGAGCCCGGACAACGUCCUGUCGCACGGCGGCGCCACGGACCCCAACAGGAGAGACAGCCUGGUCCUGACCAAGUCCGGCCCCGCCGAGUUCCGCUUCCGCCUCGCCGGCGUCCAGCUGUCCGACAGAGGCUACUACUGGUGCGACAUCACGGCGUGGACCAAGCAGCAGCCGGGACAGACGUGGACCAAAGCCAACAGCUCCGAGUCCAACAAAGUCCGGAUUAACUUUCAGGAGAACGGCCCGUCCUUCUCCAUCGCCAUCAACUCCGACACCAACAGCGUUUAUCCCUGGGAAACGGCCAAGAUGGAGUGUUCGCUCGGCGUCUCCGGAUCCUCACCGAAGACCGAUGACCUGGCCUACGAGGUGAGCUGGUUCUUCACCAGGCUGCGCGGCGGGCAGACGACCGCGCAGGUGGCCGCCGUCGACCGCUUCGGCGUCGUCUCCAGGUCCGAUCGCAACUCGUCCAGCGACGUCUCCGUCGAGCGCCGGGACGCACACACCUACCUGCUGAACAUCUUCGGCACUCAGGACAGCGACAGCGGCGAGUACCACUGCGUCGCCACUCCCUGGUACCUCUCGGCCUCGACGGGAGCCUGGACCGAAGCCAAGGAGCUGACGUCGCCCAGAGUCUUCCUCACUGUCAAAUUCGCAGUGUGGGACUCCCUGAAAUUACCUCUCCUGUAUGGCGCGUCGGCCUCGCUGGGCGUGGGCCUGUUCUCGCUGCUGCUGGGCCUGGUCUGCGCCCAGUGCUGCUGCCGCAACGCCACGCACACCCCGCGCUCGCGCAACAAACUGAUGGACCUGGAGAUGGACUGACACACACUCUCCCCGGCGCCCACACACUGCAGCGCGCACAGGAAGCACCACCACCACCACCACCACCACCACACACACAGCCGGCACGCGUCCACGGACGACUUCUGGGACACCCAGCUGUUCCCGGGCGACGGCCAUUGGGAGUAAAAAAAAAAAAAAAAAAUACUCCCAGGACUUCUGGCUUUUUUGGACGCGGUGCUUUAAAAGAAAUAACGGGAAAAAAAAGGUGCUCAGGAUUUUUCUAACUGCAGUGGAGGAGCAGGGGACGGUUUUUUGUUUUUUGUUUUUUUUUUUUGUUUUCCCCACUCUUCAGUGGAGAAAUAGCCUUUCCAGACUUCCGUUUCCGUGAAGAAAUCUCGACGCUUCUGGAGAAUUUUAUGCAGAUUUACUCGUUCCGCGGAGGUCCGGGCGGAACGGGAGACUCGGGAGAUAUCACUGCCACCUGGGAAUCGAGGAUCACUCAACGGAUCUGCUGCCUCUUUCAACCACAAGGGAAACAAACGGAGCGCUCCGGCCGGACUACAAGCGUUGUUUUUCUUUUACCUUUUUUUGGGGGGUUUUUUUCCCGUGAGGACGGCCGACGCUGAACCUGAGCCUUGUUCUGUCACGCAGCGGCUCGUCGUCGGGAGGCGUUGCACUACCAACCCGGAGUGUUCCUACCUUCAGCAAAGAGACGAGAUCUACCUUUAUUCUCGACUUUAGAAUUUUUUUUUUUUUUUUUUUUUUUUUUUUUUUGUGGAAAAUUAAGACAUUUUAAAAACCGAGAGACGUUUUUAAGCUUUACAAGCAGAUAUGCAUUCGGUGUGUUUGUGUGUGAGGUGUUCUGUACACGGUGCCAACCUUUGACCUGACGGAGACGCGCUGGGUUCAUCUCGCCAGAUCAACACUUGAACAGCCGCGAGAGGCGUGGCAGCGGCGAGCAACUCUUCCUCCUCCUCCUUCUUCUUCUUCUUCUUUUUUUUUUUUUUUUUAUAAAUAUUCAGAAAUGUAUCCAGCUGUUGUUUUUUUUUUUUUUUUAUUUUCCUUGCCCGAGUCUCGUGCGUGUUUCCGUGUGAGUGCCGCACAAAGAGUUGCAUGUGCUGUUUUUUUUUUUUUUUUAUAACGACGGUAUGAUGUCAUUCACGGGCAACGCCAGUCGUUGGCAGGGUUCCAUUUCGACGGCAUCAAAGCUUCUUGCAUCCAGAUUCGGAAAAAGAAAAACAAGAACCCUGGCUGUCGAUUCGCCGACGCAGAACAACACGACUCUGCCUUUAACGGGGGUGAUGCAAGAAACCCUGCGACGGCGGAGUUCUGAGGGAACUUUAUCUUUAAAGGAGCAGUUCGACAGUCCGGGAAACGUCGAGCCGCACGCCCUUCCAUCCGGCGAGCGCGUUUCUCAAAAUGAUCCGAACCGUUUCUACGAUUUUUUUUUUUUUUUUUUCCAGAUGUUCUAAAAACAAUACCUUGCACUUAAUAAG
Messenger RNA from Salarias fasciatus (jewelled blenny), 4463 nucleotides. RefSeq names its product prostaglandin F2 receptor inhibitor b (gene ptgfrnb). Bases 325 to 3006 code for a protein of 893 amino acids. Lineage: Eukaryota; Metazoa; Chordata; Actinopteri; Blenniiformes; Blenniidae. The transcript is spliced from 15 exons. The record is from RefSeq and is a predicted model, not a curated record. Gene Ontology annotation, cellular component: membrane.